UGUUCUAGCUUUCUGUGUGCUUAGGCGCCCGAGCUACUGAGGGUCUAAGUCCGGGCAGCCGAAGAGUGUGGUAGGUAACGGUCGUCAGCGCAAGGGUCAUUUCGUCGCUGGGAAGGGACGGCCCUCGCCCGCGGUGAUGGUGGUUAGCAAGAUGAACAAAGAUGCGCAGAUGAGAGCAGCGAUUAACCAAAAGUUGAUAGAAACUGGAGAAAGAGAACGCCUCAAAGAAUUGCUGAGAGCUAAAUUAAUUGAAUGUGGCUGGAAGGAUCAAUUGAAGGCACACUGUAAAGAGGUAAUUAAAGAAAAAGGACUAGAGCACGUCACCGUUGAUGACUUGGUGGCUGAAAUCACACCCAAAGGCAGAGCCCUGGUACCUGACAGUGUAAAGAAGGAGCUUCUACAAAGAAUAAGAACAUUCCUUGCUCAGCAUGCCAGCCUUUAAGAUUGAAUUAGAUUGUGUUGUUUUGUGGUCUUAUUUCUGAAAGUAAAACUUGCCAUAAAUUAGGAAUCGCUUUCCCAAAAUAAAAUCCUUUUUUGUAUGAUGGUAUACAGUUUUCGGUAAUGAUGUAUACAUUGUAUUGAUUUUUUUCCCUAAAUGUGUUAUUUUAAUAAAUAUCUCAUGAAUGAGUUUGAAGUUUCCUUGGAUCUUGGAGUAAAUGGGACUUUUCAACAAUCCAACAGAUUGUUGAGAGAAAAAGUCAGCAAGUAAUAUAAAGUAUGUGCAUAUUUCUAUGCUAACAGCUGAGGAGAAGUAAGCAGCCUCUUCUGAUUGUCUCAAUUUGGUGUAUUUCUCUUUUGAAUCCCUAUAGUAUUUUGUAAUACAUGGCCCAUCCUGUACUACAGUUGUCUUAUUUGUCACAAACUCAGAGUUAGGACUGGGUCCUACGCAUCUUGAUGUGCCUGCCUCAUUCCUCAAAGAAUUUACCAUCCUUUUGGAAGAGAGAACAUUUGCAAGCUGGCUCCAUACCAAGCUCCUCUCACAUAUCUGCUCAUCUGAACUCUGAAAGCAGAAACACUAGAUUACAUCCCCUCAUGUAAGGUCAAGAAAGAACUUAAUGGGAAAUAAUCCACCCAUAGCUUUACUCUGACAUCAAGAUUGCCAAAUCCAAUGGACUGUUGUCUGUCCUUACAUGACCUCUGCUGGAAACUGAGAAUGUUGAGCGUCCUGCCACUGGAACUCUCCUCCCACUCCUCACACUGUUUAUUCCUACCACUGGAAGUUCCUUCUGUUUCUCGUGGAGUACCUUUUGCUGUAUGGGACUUGAAACAAUGGUGUUUCUUAGGGCUUGCUCCUGGGCCCUCUGCCUGACGAAUGAUAUGCUUUUCCUGGGAAAAGCCCAGGAAAUGUGUUGGACCAUGACUUCAAAUACUAACAGGUUAAUAAAUGGUAAAUUGCAUCACCAAACCAGACUUCAACCCAGCCUCCAUACCCGUAUACCCAUCUGCUAUGGAUCAGCUUCCUUGGAUGUUCCAUGAACACCUCAAACUGACCACACCUAAGAUAGUGACUUUUUCCCCCUCUAGUAACUACCCCUACUGUAUUCCUUAUCAACGUGAGUAGUACCUCCCAGACAUACAUAUUACCUGAGGAGCCUGUUGAAAUACUGAUUCAGAAGGUAAGAGUUGUUGCACAAGUCCAUGCUUACGGCUGCUGACAAACCCAGUCAAUGCUUAUGCUGCUGAUCAAGGACCACUGAGUCUGGCAAGGUUCUCAGUUGUCUACUCCUUGCCCUUUAACUGCCUUAGUUCAGGCCCAGAUUAGUGCAGUAGGCCCCUACAUUCUCGUUGCUUCAUGCAUCCUCCAGUAUCUCUUCCAUACACUUGCCUAAGUGACCUUACUAAGAUUCAAGCUUGGUCAGAUAUUUCCCUUUUUGAAACUUCUCAGUGGCUCUUCCUGGUUUGCAGGGUAAAAUUCACACUCAGCCAUAGCACCUACGCCUUGAUCUGACAUUUCUCUAGUUAGAGUUCCCAAAAGUAAUUGUUUAUCCCUGAAUAUCUGAAAGUCAUCAUGCUAGAUACUUUUACUUAUCUCUUGGCCUUCAAAAUUCUGCCUGAGCUGUUAAAGCAUUCCGGCAUUUCUGUUUGAUUUAGAUUUUCCCCUACUAUUUUUCUAUCAGAAGUACCUGUGCAUAAUUUCUCAACACAAUAAUUCUAGAACUUUUGCAUGCAUCCCCCGUAGGGGAGGGAACUUUUUUUUUCCCCUCUGUAUGAUACUUAUUUGUGAAUGAGUGGACAGAAUAAAUGAAUGAACCAGUGAAUGAUCAUAGAAGCACAAAACGAGGUGAAAAUACAGUUGGGUGUGUUUGAGGAAAGGCUUUACAGUAAUUUUUGGUUCACAUUCCAGAGAUUCAAUUUUACUUUCUGAUGAAUUUAUAUUUUAAGUGUAGUCUUGGAACCUACUGGGCUUAAUUAUGUAAAAUGUUGAACCUAGGACACGUGCAUGCACAAUCACAAAACCUACCCCAGAGUUUUUUUGUUUCAUUUCAUCUCUUACAAAACAAUGGUCUAAAGUUAAAUGAUAGUUACAUUCAUCAUUCUGCUACCCAUUAUAAAAAAGGAAAUGGUACAGAGGAAAUGUUAAAAACAAUGGGUACUUAUUUCAUAGUAUUGUAUAUAAAAGCAAACCAAAAAUUGCUCAUAGAGAUACUAUUUUAAUAGUUCAAAACAAAAUAGAAAAGGAAAUGAAAGUAUUUUGAGAUGGAACAAAAAAUAAUUGAAUUUAAAAUAUAGCCAUUGAAAACACUAAAGCACAUAGCUUUAAAAUGAUAAUGCGGAGAACUCCCCCACCAUCUCUAGAUUUUCUUAACAUCUUCGAAAUGCCUUGUAGUUUGCAUCUAGAACCAUUGGUAACUUUCAAAUAAACCAACUUUGUGAACA
Molecule: messenger RNA, 2877 nt
Organism: Miniopterus natalensis
Lineage: Eukaryota; Metazoa; Chordata; Mammalia; Chiroptera; Miniopteridae
Gene: ENY2
Product: ENY2 transcription and export complex 2 subunit
Biological process (GO): mRNA export from nucleus; positive regulation of DNA-templated transcription
Cellular component (GO): SAGA complex; nuclear pore
Molecular function (GO): transcription coactivator activity
Source: RefSeq, a predicted model, not a curated record